AUGUUUGAAUCAAAUCAAGUUCAGCUAUCGUCAUUGUCAAACAAUUCUCAAGCUUGCAAAAUCAUCGUUAUAAGUGGCAGACCAGCUACGGGAAAGACAACCAUUUGCAAUGCACUGAUACCUCUUUUAAAAAUUAAAUUUCCCUCUCACAAUAUCAUAUUCCUUGACACCAAUACACUUCUUUCCAUGAGUGAAUACAUUCCUUCACAACACAUUGAAACCAUUCAAAAAUUGAAAAAUAGCGGAAAAUUGAAAUAUCAUUUAGAUCCUGAAAUAAUGAGCACAAUUUUGAAUUCCUACUUUUCAAAGCACAAUGCACCACAAAAUAUCAUCUUAUUUUACAGAGGACCUCAAUCUAUUCAUGUCUGCAAGCAUUUACAUUUUAUACCAAAUUUGUACAUUUAUUUAGAUGCUUCCAUUGAAGAUUUAGUUCACAGAGUUUGUUUAAGGAGAGUUGAUUUAAUUUCUGGAAAAACCUUUCACCUCGAAGCAGAUGCUGUCUAUAUCGAAGCCAACAAGUCCACACUCAAACUAAGUCAACGUAUUGGAGACUCUGAAGAUUUAUUCAGAGCAAGAAUUGAUCGAUCAGAUAAACAUAUUUUGGAAGUGUUUCACUACUACCAGAACCUAAUGACGAGUCAAUCCAUGAACAAGGACAUGCAUGAUGAAACAAGACAAUCCAGGGUUGAAAGAAACGCAAUUCAUGUGAUUUCUGUUCCUUGUGGAAAAGAAAGAAGCAAAGAAGAAACUCUUGAGGAGGUCCUUGCGCUUAUUUCUGAAUUCGUUCUAGUUGGAUAA
Naegleria lovaniensis is the source of this 798-nucleotide messenger RNA. RefSeq lists its product as uncharacterized. The transcript has 2 exons. Lineage: Eukaryota; Heterolobosea; Eutetramitea; Acrasida; Naegleriidae. The record is from RefSeq and is a predicted model, not a curated record. The coding region runs from base 1 to 798 and encodes 265 amino acids.